AACGAAAACAAAAUUAUGUACGAAACAGAAACCUGCGUGACUGGUCUGCCAAAGAGGCGGGUGAGGGCAACGUCAUUCGUCGCGAUGGUGGCGCUACGCUCGCAACUCCUGCGCAUCGUUUUCAAUGGGACUCAGACCCGUCAGCUCCACGAGCUGAAGAAGAAGGAGCGCGCAGGAGUGGCGAAGCUACGGGAAGUGCUGGACGACCGGCUGCAGGAGAUCAAGAAAGCCAAGACCUGGAAGCACGAGAGGAUCCUCACAUCGCCGCAGCAAACAAAGGUGACGGUCCAAGGUGCUCAAGGUGAAUUCUUGAACUUUUGUGCGAACAACUAUUUAGGAUUAGCAAAUCAUCCAGAAGUCGUAGAGGCGGCCAGGGAGAGCUUGAGCAAAUAUGGCGCUGGACUCAGCUCCGUUAGGUUCAUUUGUGGAACACAAACUUUACAUAAGGAACUGGAGAACCGCUUGGCCCAGUUCCACCAGCGUGAAGAUGCGAUCUUAUACGGAUCGUGCUUCGACGCUAACGCCGGGUUAUUCGAGUCCAUGCUGACACCAGAGGACGCUGUGUUCUCGGAUGCCCUCAACCACGCCUCCAUCAUUGAUGGGAUCCGGCUCUGCAAGGCUCAGAAGCACCGGUACCCGCAUAGAGAUCUCAAUGAACUGGAGCACCUGCUCGCCCACAGCGAGGCUCGCAUCAAGCUGAUAGUAACAGAUGGAGUGUUCUCCAUGGACGGAACCGUGGCUCCCAUAGAGGGGUUACGCAAGCUGGCUGACAAGUAUCGCGCGUUGCUUGCUGUGGAUGACAGCCAUGCUACUGGCUUUUUUGGGGAAACUGGCCGGGGCACAGAAGAGUACUGCGGCCUGAUGGGCGCCGCCGACAUUAUCUGCUCGACCCUCGGCAAGGCCGUCAGCGGCGCCGCGGGAGGCUACACCACUGGCCCCAAGGAACUCAUAACACUGCUGAGAAACGUGUCCAGGCCAUACCUGUUCUCGAACGCACCGCCUCCACCCGUCGUCGCCGCUUCUUUAAAGUCGCUAGACCUGGUGGAGAACAGCAGCGAUCUCAGGCAGCGGUUGCGUGAGAACACCCGGAUGUUCCGCGAGGGGCUGCAAGCGGCUGGCCUCACUGUCUCGGGAGAUGACCACCCCAUCUGCCCCGUCAUGGUCGGAGACGCGCCUAUAGCUGUGGAGCUCGCGUCUGGAAUGCUUGAGCGCGGUAUCUACGUGGUAGCGUUUAGUUUCCCCGUGGUGCCGCGUGGCGGCGCUCGCGUGCGCGUGCAACUCAGCGCUGCGCAUACGCCGGCCGACGUGCAACGCGCGGUGGCCGCGUUCGCAGAGGUUGGCAAAAGCGUUGGCCUCGUCAAGUAGAAAGCUAAGAAGAAUCUAUGAGAAACCCCGACCGAUUGUUAAAAUAUUAGGGCAUUUAGACUAGUGAUGUACAAGGCUCGAGGCUUCCGAGUCCUUUUGCCGAGAGCUCAGUCGUUUUACAGGGCUCGCCUCGUUUGUAUGAAGCUCGACGACUCGGAAGUCUUUUAGAGUUCGAGCCUUUUUCGGGGCUCGCCUCGUUUAUGAAGCUUGGAGUCUUUCGCAGAGCUCCAGCCUUUUUGAGAGCUCGAGCCUUUUUGAAAGCCCAGUUAACUUUUGUGUUAAGAUCGUCCUAUUAAAUAUAAAACUGCAGAAAUUUUGAUAAUACAAUAAAAUACAUAUUUGAAAAACGUUUUUCACAAAAGGGCACAAAUCAAAUAAUGAAUACAAACAAUUAGAAUUAUAGCCUUGCCAUUCCGCCUCGAGGCUUCAAAAAGCUGGCUUCAAAAAACUCGACGCCUCGAGUCUUGUACAUCACUAAUUUGGACAUGUUAGAAACUCUAAUGCUUCAACCACACCAACGGGUGCACAGAUCGCCAUCGCCAGCGCGAUCAUAGGCCAAUUACAGGUCGCGUGAACUGUCAUGGUAUGAUCGUGCCGGCGAUGGCGAUGGUAGGCUUAGGAUGCGCGCCGCGACAAGCGUUUAUCACGCCUUUUUAUCGAUAUUACGUGAUAAACCCAUACAUUUGUCGUCUAAAAUCAUCGAAAAAUUUUAUCACGGCGCACAUCCUAGCCCGGCUGCACACGAUGUGGUUGAGGCUUAAAUAAAGCUAUUCACAACUCGAUUCCCUUAUUUUCCUGUGUACCCUUGGCUGUUCCCUUGAUGGUACAGUGGUAAAUAAAUUUUAACCGCUGUACCCUUGGCCGUAAAACCCAACCAACUUAAAUUGUACACGUGACCAAGAGGACUAGCUUUUCUUGAAUUUGGCCAAAAAACAAAAACAAAUGAACAUCGAUAAAAACAAAUGAAGUAACAUGGAUGUAGAUAAAAGUAAAACCUAAUUAUAAUUAAUUAAGUACAUAGAAUAAAGACAAUAUUACGCCAUUUUUAACAGACUUCAAAAAAGGGUACACAUUUUUUUUCUAUUUAUGUUCACCGAUUACUCCGUCAAUUGUGGACCGAUUUUCAAAAUUCUUUUUUUUGUUCGAUACAGUACACUUCUGAGGUGGUCCCAUGGUCACCAAGUCAGGAUCUGAUGAUGGGAUCCUAGGGAAAUCGAGGGCAAAUCUCAAAUUUUAUAGGCACGUAUAUCGUUUCUCAUAUUUAUUCUAAAGAUAUUCAAGUAUAUGCAUCUAGUAGUCAUCAUCUAAUGUUGAUGAGGUGAUGAUGGAAGGUAAAACUCCUUAACGCUUAGGAGUUGGAGAAUAAUUCUUUAAAUACGUAUGUACAUACAGUUGUAUUACUUCAGGUUUUUUAGGUGAGCUGAUGAUGAAAGGUCAAACUUCGUAAGUUAGGAGUUAGAUGAUACUUUUUAGUUGCUUUGUUAUUUAAAGUAAGUUUUGUUUUGUUAUUUAAAGUAGGUAGCCUGUAUUUGUAAAUUUAGGUACACUUAAAAUGGAAAACUACUCAAUCUCAUUAAACAUAGGUACUGCCCAUCUUCAGUGAGAAUAACAAAGACUAAUCAACUAAAAAGCAUGAAAUAAAUUAAUUUUAACAAAAAAAUUAAAACCGACUCCAAUAAACCUGCACUAAAAAGUAGAAAAUAAUUACAUUAUUUAUUAGGACAAUUUUUUGUGAGUUUUAUCAUGGAAGCUAAUUGCAUUGAUGAUGAUAUUACUUGUUUUAUUGAGAGGAAUGGCGGUAUUGUUUUAUUACAUGACGGUCGACAGUACUACAAUUUUGACAUUUCAGAAGUGGUACAGGAAAAUGGCGUGAUAUUGUAUUUAUUCUAUGUACUUAAUUAAUUAUAAUUAGGUUUUACUUUUAUCUACAUCCAUGUUACUUCAUUUGUUUUUAUCGAUGUUCAUUUGUUUUUGUUUUUUGGCCAAAUUCAAGAAAAGCUAGUCCUCUUGGUCACGUGUACAAUUUAAGUUGGUUGGGUUUUACGGCCAAGGGUACAGCGGUUAAAUUUUAUUUACCACUGUACCAUCAAGGGAACAGCCAAGGGUACACAGGAAAAUAAGAUUAGCAUAAGUAGGCAUUUAUGACUACAUGAAACCGCAGUAGUAAAAAUAAUAAUAAUAAAUCUUUGGACAAUUUCACACAGCGCCAGCUAGCCCCAAAGUAAGCAACUUAAUGCUUGUGUUAUGGGUGCUAGCUUAACGGAUAUACUACUCAUAUACUUUUUUUUUUCUAAAUACAUACAUAUUAUACAUAGUAACACCCAGACCCGUCACAGAAAUUAAAAUUCAUCACUUCAAUUUCUGCCCGGCCGGGAAUCGAACCCGGGACCUCUCGGCAUAGUAGUCCGUUCUGAACCACUACACCAAACGGCCGACGACAAAAAUGUGAGGGUUGCUAGUUGCUACACGCAGGGUGUUAAAAUUGAACAUCUAUGUAGCGAUGUAAAAUCAUUGUCUUAGUAAAUUGUCUAUGUAAAUAAUAAUUUGAUCAACCUGUAUAUUAAUGUCCUUUAUGCAUAUUAUGUUUUAUAUUAUUGUAAAGUACAUUUACACUAUAUUUGUAUAUGUUUAAAUAAAUAUAAUAAUGAUAA
Ostrinia nubilalis (European corn borer) is the source of this 4016-nucleotide messenger RNA. It is a transcript of the gene Gcat, whose product is annotated as 2-amino-3-ketobutyrate coenzyme A ligase, mitochondrial. The transcript has 9 exons. NCBI's taxonomy places the organism in Eukaryota, Metazoa, Arthropoda, Insecta, Lepidoptera, Crambidae. The coding region runs from base 16 to 1365 and encodes 449 amino acids. Gene Ontology annotation, biological process: biosynthetic process; L-threonine catabolic process. Gene Ontology annotation, cellular component: mitochondrion. The record is from RefSeq and is a predicted model, not a curated record. Gene Ontology annotation, molecular function: glycine C-acetyltransferase activity; pyridoxal phosphate binding.